AUGAGCGGCGGGGGAGGAAUCGACGGGGACGGACGCACUGAAAAUAGCAGCGGCGAAGGAGCUACGAGCAGCAGGUGUGGUGCGACUUCUCGUACGCGAGCGUCAUCGCGGCCACGGCGUGGCCCCGGCCUCUCGGAGAUGACUGGAGUUUCCAUGGAGCUUUCGAAUAGUGGUGAUGGUGCAUUGGAGACUGGAAACCAUCGUGGAGGGAUGAGUGGAGGCGGUGAAGUGGAGAAAACCGAAGAAGGCGUGGGGGACGAUCAAGACAGUGAUAGUGGCGGCUCGAGCGAUGACGCUGAAGGCACAGAUGACGCUAGUGGGGACGAAUUGGUGCACGUGGAGCCGCCUGCGGAGACUAUGUCGCGUUCGGAGCGUAACAAACGUUUGCGACGAACCAAGAAGGGCGCUGAUGAUUCUCAGCUGGUACCUGAUCAAUUCGAUCCGUAUCAACGUACGUACAUAUGUACGCACGGCUGGAAAAAGAGGAAGUCACGUGGCGAAGGCAGUCGACCGCGCCAACAUAUCCCGCUCACUGACUGUCCUUUUCGCUUCGUAGUGCAGUGGAACCUGUCUCGUGGGGAGCUGCAAGUGAAGAACGGCUGCUUCAAGCACAACCACAGGGUCAGUGCGGCUGCUUAUGCGACCUAUCCUACUUCUCGUGGAGUUACGAACCCUCUAGUGGGUGCACGUGUGGAUGGCAUGUUGGCUGGUGGUGCUAAAAGGUCUAGGAUCUACGACUACCUCUUGGACCACGAUCAGAAUGUGAUCCAGGUCGACGUCGACAAUUUGGUGCGUGAGCAUGCAUCCAGUGUUGCGUCGGUAGAUGACAAUGACGCCACGGCGAGAGAGAUUGCUGUGUUUUCGGCUGCAGAUCCCGAGAACGUGUCAUUUGUUGCUGAAACUGAAUCUGGAGAAACUGGAGUCAUUUCGUUGACCACAGCCCACAUGCGGAGGAUGUUCGGGCGUUUCAGCGAGCUUUUGAUGGUGGACUGCAGCCAUAAGACGAACAGAUACAACUAUCAGCUGCUGACCUUCAUGAGUGUGAAUGAAUUUGGUGAAGGUUGUGUGGUACAGCAGUCGUUAAUCAAACCUAAUGGAGACUGGCAUAUGGAAAGGGCUAUAGCUCAUUUCAAACGGUCGAAUCCUACCAAGAUUGAUCAGCUUCGCGUUAUUGUAGUGGAUAAGGAUCUCAAUGAGAUCCGGGUGCUUGAGACCAAUUUCCCUGAAGCUCGCCUCCUCAUUUGUCACUUCCAUGUGAUAAAGUACUUGAAGGAGAUGCGGUCGAAACCCGACUUUGGAAAAAUUUCUGGAGAGGACGCUAGUCAGGUGGAUGCGCUUGUCCACAAGAUGGUGUACGCACGAUCCGAGGAGAACUACGAUGAAACUUGCGCGUCUUUGAAGGGGUUGUGCGAAAGAAUUGGUAUUCAGGGGUUCUGGGAAUAUUUCGACAAGAACUGGAAUAGCUGCCAAGACCGGUGGGUGAUGUAUCGGUGGCAGAACUUACCACACUUCAAGACAUUCACGGCGGUCUCUCAAGAUGACGACAUUGUGGAAGUCUGGGGGUCUACGCGUCAUUAUACUCUGCGUUUGGAUGACUGGUGUUGCGAUUGCGAGUUUUCUAUCUCAAUGAGUCUACCGUGCCGUCAUGCGAUCGCAUAUAGGAAGAAGGAGGGAGUGGCGGGGCCUUUGAUUCCUUGGAAUUGUACUCACGAGAGAUUUGUAAUAUGGACUACUCCUACCAAACAACUUAAGAAGGUGCGUCAGUUUGCCUACGAUCAGUUUCGCGGCGCUGGAACCAGGCCUGAGCCGAAGCCUUUGCGUUCUCAAGCAGAGCGUUAUCGAGAAGCUGUCAGAGCGACUCACUUGAUCGCCAAUGAACUUGCUGAUAUCGAUGAUGAGGACGAGUUUAACACAAUGCUGGAAUUCAUCUUGAGCCAAUGGCGGAACGUUAGACAAAGGAAGAUCGCUAAUACACAGGCAGAUGACGCAGAUGACGCGCGUGAGGGUAUUCAAUCUGAUUCUAAUCCUGCACGUGGAGCACAGUUCGAUGAUGCGGCUAUCAAGGCGGAAUUCGAGAUCAGCAGCAGCGGAGAUGACGAUACAGGGUCGAAUGAAGACGAAGAGAGCAUAGGCGUAGAGUCUAAGGUGAAGAUUCGUCUUAAUCCAAAGACUAGAAAGGUGGGCAGGCCCAAAAAAGACAAGUCUAAGACAGUUGUGAGCGAAAAAGUGGAUCGACAGUGGUUUGAAGCUAUGGAAAAGGGUCGCAAAACUGCUGGAGAAGUCACGUUGGAAGCGUUGUUGGCUGCUUUGCUGACUGAAGAACCCACACUCUCCGAGACACAGCGAAGAUUAUCUGGAGUUAUGGUCAAACACAACGGGGCAGACCUCAAGAAACCUCAAUUCAAGAUGCUCAAGAAUCCUGUUUUAAUCAUGGAUGCUUUCUACAUUUUACCGCCGAAACUCAUGGAUGCGUGUAUGAAGGUGUUGCCGCUGGCGAACACUCAAUCAAGCGCCAUCUCUGUGGAUGAAGACCGGACCAAGAAAAAAUCGCAGACUGAGCGAUUGACUGAGUGCGUGCACAUUAAAGGGAUUGGAACCUUUUUGCGUGCCCAAAUCGAGCUGUUCAAAAGGGUUCAAAACUUGAAGGAUACUGUUCAGCUCGGUGUCGACGCGCACAAGUGGCUACUGGAAGGUGGACUUCCAUCUCUACCCGCUGGGUAUCACGAUUUGGUUAGGAAGGUGGCAGAUGAUGUUGAAGCGACCUUUCCGUACAGGCUAAUCCCUGGACUGCCUCAGCUUGAAGACUAUCAGUACUCGCUCUUGUAUAGAGCUGUCCCUGGAAUUUGGCUAUCCGAUGCAGCUAUUCGAGCAGUAUGUGAACGCUUGGUCACUGACUUCCCGUCGUGCAGAUUUGCUGGUUUCGUACGUGCAGAGACCACAAAGAAGCGGACCCGUAACACCGACGAGAUGCUUGUGGAUUCUAUCGUUCGGAAUCGUAUUUCCACGCAAGUAGCGGAGUCUGGAGUCGAUACAGUGUUUCUCCCGCUGAAUUUUAUGAACUAUCAUUGGUGCUGUAUAGUAAUUAAGGUCCAAGCCAAGCGUAUCUUCUUCUACGAUCCGCUGAACCAAGGCCCGUACAGAAACUCCGCACUAGCUAUAGCAAACUAUCUCAAGAUCAGCGGGUUGAGCGACUACGACGUCGUCUCGCAAAAUAAUCCGCUCCAGUUCGAUGGAUCUAGCUGUGGGGUUUACGUCGCUUGGAUGUUUAUUCGUCAAGGUACGCCCGUGCCCGCACUGGAUAUGAGCAAGUUCACCCUACCAAGGCGUCGCUUUGAACUGUUUUACUACCUGCUCACGGGUCGCUUGCUCCCAAUUCAACCCGUGCAAGCUGUAGGUGGAAAUCUUGAAGAUGAAGAGAUGGAGGAGAAACCACCAGCGCCUACCAUAACACAGCAGCGCAACGAAGAAGAGGAAGUGCCGCCGACUCAAGUUUCGCUGUAG
Messenger RNA from Phytophthora nicotianae INRA-310, 3501 nucleotides. RefSeq lists its product as hypothetical. NCBI's taxonomy places the organism in Eukaryota, Oomycota, Peronosporomycetes, Peronosporales, Peronosporaceae. The coding region runs from base 1 to 3501 and encodes 1166 amino acids. Gene Ontology annotation, molecular function: zinc ion binding; cysteine-type peptidase activity. The transcript has 4 exons. Gene Ontology annotation, biological process: proteolysis. The record is from RefSeq and is a predicted model, not a curated record.